This is a messenger RNA of Solanum lycopersicum (tomato), 1929 nucleotides long. RefSeq names its product cytochrome P450 734A1-like. The record is from RefSeq and is a predicted model, not a curated record. Gene Ontology annotation, molecular function: heme binding; iron ion binding; oxidoreductase activity, acting on paired donors, with incorporation or reduction of molecular oxygen. Lineage: Eukaryota; Viridiplantae; Streptophyta; Magnoliopsida; Solanales; Solanaceae.
UCAAUCAAAACCAUUUCAAAAGACAUAGUAAAAUAAUAAUUUUUUAUAAUAUAAAUGGUGUCGAGGCAGAGGGGCAUUUUCAUGGUGGGAAAUGCAAUGAUGCUGUUGGUGGCACUAGCUAUAGUGUUGAUCUUGUUGUUGAAAGUGAUAUACAAAAUCAUAUGGAUCCCUUUAAAAGUGGAACAUGAGUUGAAGAAACAAGGCAUAGACGGACCAGGUUACAGCCCAAUUUUGAACAACACAGCAAAGAUUAGAAGAUUGAUGAUAACAGAAGCUGAAUCAAAGUCCAGUUGUUUCACUCAUAAUCAUGAAAUAGUAGUUUCCCGUGUAAUGCCACACUAUUAUAAUUGGUCAACGCUUUAUGGCAAGAAUUUUCUUUACUGGUUUGGUUCUAAACCUAGGGUUGCAAUUGCUGAUCCAAAUCUCAUAAAGGAGAUAUUGGUCAACACCACUUCCUUUGAGAAAAUCAAACAUAACCCUUUGUCAAAGCUCCUGCUUGGAGAUGGGCUUGUUGGGUUAGAUGGUCACAAAUGGGCUAUUCACAGAAGGAUCAGCAACCACGCCUUUAACAUGGAGAUAGUAAAGGGUUGGAUUUCUGAGAUGGUUGAUAGCACAACAAAGUUGUUGAACAAGUGGGAAGACAUAACUAGUGCAAGAGACCAGUUUGAGAUCGAUGUACACAAAGAAUUUCACAAACUUUCAGCAGACAUCAUUUCUAGGACCGCUUUUGGAAGUAGUUUUGAGGAGGGAAAGCAUAUUUUUGAAUUACAAGACCAGCAAGUGAGCCUUGUUUUAGAGGCCAUACGAAGUGUCUAUAUUCCUGGAUUCAGAUUUUUACCCACCAAGAAGAACAGAUUGAGGAAAAGACUGGAGAAGGAAACUAGAGAUGCAAUUAGAAUGUUGUUAAACAAUUGCAGCAUAACAGCAAACAAUUCAAAAAGCUUGCUUUCUUUGUUAAUGCAUCCAAUCAAGAAUCAGGAUGACAAACAGGAAAAACUGGAUAUAGAGGAGGUUAUUGAUGAAUGCAAGACGUUCUACUUUGCAGGAAAGGAGACAACUGCUAAUUUUCUGACAUGGGCUUUUCUUCUGUUGGCAUUGCAUCAAGAAUGGCAGAGCAAGGCUCGGAAAGAAGUUGUUCGUGCUUGCAGAAAUGGGAUUCCUACUGCAGAGAAUAUAGCUGAUCUCAAGAUUGUGAGCAUGAUAUUGAAUGAAACACUUCGACUUUACCCGCCAGCUGUGAUGUUGAUGAGGCAAGCAUCAAAGAAUGUCAAGUUAGGAAACCUUGACAUACCAGUGAAUACACAGUUCUAUUUGGCCAUGACUGCUGUCCAUCACGACAAGGAGAUCUGGGGAGAUGAUGCCCAUGAAUUCAACCCGUUGAGAUUUGCUGAGUCACGGAAACAUUUAGCCUCAUUUUUCCCAUUUGGAUUAGGCCCCAGAAUCUGUGUGGGCCAAAACUUAGCUCUUGUUGAGGCUAAAGUAGUCCUGUCAAUGAUCAUUCAGCAAUAUUCUUUUUGCAUUUCCCCAUCAUAUGUUCAUGCUCCGACUCAGGCUAUGACAUUACAACCUCAAUAUGGUGCUCAAAUACUCUUUAGCAAGAUUUCUUGAUUGAAUAUUUGCUGGAGAGAUGCUCAGGCUUGUCUCUUAAUAAAUCUUUGCCACAGAGUAACUCGUGCUCACUGACUCUUUAUGAGCACUAUAAACGAUAACAGUCAACAAAGGAAGUAGUAAUAUGUACUGAAGCACUCUUUAUUAGGAGGGAGCUUCAAAAAUGUAUUGCUGAGACCUUGAGUGAAAUAUUUGUAGUGGAUGUAUAUAGUUUUUAUCGACUCGUAUAGUCGGUUUUUGUACUUGGUAAAUUAUAAGUAUGGUAUGACAGUCAACUAUUAUUUGCCCUUUUAUUUGAUUGAUCAAUUAGUCUUGGUAUGA